This is a messenger RNA of Gadus chalcogrammus (walleye pollock), 5185 nucleotides long. RefSeq lists its product as uncharacterized. The coding region runs from base 4105 to 5067 and encodes 320 amino acids. The transcript is spliced from 4 exons. The record is from RefSeq and is a predicted model, not a curated record. NCBI's taxonomy places the organism in Eukaryota, Metazoa, Chordata, Actinopteri, Gadiformes, Gadidae.
AGGUUACAUUUUGCCGAAAAAAGAUAAAGCGUCUCUCCCUUGGGCAUUGAUGCCCUCAGCUGGUCAUACAGGUCCUUGUCAACAGCGUGUAGCUCCGAAAUGGCGGCCGUUGCUGCUACCGUUUUUCGGUCAACCCCGACUUUGACGUAUGCCUCAGUUUUUGUCAUGCCCUUUUUCACUGCUACAAAGACGCGCCUGUAGCGAUCCAUGGACUCUUCUGGGGUGAGGACUGAAACAAAGAAAAUUAUAAACAUGUGUUAACUGUAAUUAACAGUAGUAUUUUGUCAGGAUGAUGGUGCAGUUGGUUAGGGGUUUACUAGUAUUAAUACUAUUCUUGUAUUAGUGUUAUAUAGUGUACAGAGGUAUAAUAAUAAUUAUCAUUACAUUUCCAGUAGUAUCAAGAGUACUGUGAGUGUACUGUUUAUUCGAGUAGCAUUAUCUGUUCUCUUAACAGUAGGUUAUUAUAAAUCAAAUUAGCACAACUAGAGAGUAAAGUGGAAGCACUGUAUAGUUUAGAUAAGUGGUAGAAUAAGUCAAUUAUAUCGUUAAGUGUUAUUUGAAAGCCAUGUUCAGACGUGGCUUUGAUAUUAUAAGCAGACUUGGGACCAGCUGAUCAACCAGCUGAUUGAUCCAUACCAUAGCAUUUGUAUGGCAGGCUUUUCCUUUUUAUACAGUGGUCAGUAAUAUUUGUUGGAAGUUGGAACAAAGACUGGGUUAGGCAUUUCAAAGGUGAUAACUGUAGUACACCACAGAUGCCCCGCCUUAUCCCCUGGUUGCCAACGUACCUCUCUUUCCUAUCUUGGUGUUCUUUUUGUUUCCUUUCUUCCCUUUUUUUUUCUUGCUGUCUUUUUUGUUGUUGCUGUUGUUCCUCUUGUUCUUCUUCUUGUUGUUCUUCUUCUUCUUCCCUCUUUCUGAAGAUGAUGAGGAAGAGGAGGAACUGUCGGAGGAGGAUGAGGAGGAGGUGGAGGAGGAAGAGGAUUUUUCAAUACUCUUUUCGUGCAAGGAGGGCGCUGCCAUCACUUGGUCCUCUUUAUUUGCAAGCGCCAAAGCUGAAACAAGCAAGACGAUAAGCACGUUACUAGUGUUACCAAUAGGGGUGUGAAAUUAUCACUCACUCCCAAUCAUUCUAGCGUUAUACUUAUACUUAAAUGUACACCUGGGCUCCCCCACUUUAGGGUAGAGUGAUUUAGAUUUUUGGGAUGGCAUAGAAAAGACAAACAAUCAGAUGCUUCCACCUUAAUGAAAAUAGAGGCUGCAAGACAAAAACGAUCUAUUUUUUCUAAACUGCCAUGCAGCCCUUAGCUGUGACCAUCACUUGUUAGCUGCCAUCACAAGUCAAAAGUGAAACUUAAAAGUAUUUUACAUUAUGCCCAAAUGUAUCAAGUGUAAAAUUAAUAAUAAUGGAUGAAAAGAUCUGCGAGUUCCUGGCUGUUAAGGCCAUACAAUGUACAGUAAACAAUGAGGUCUCUGCAGCACACCUUUGGCAUCAUAUACUGCCUCUUCUGUUAGCUAAAGUGCUGCCUUUUGGCCAAUCAACAUGAAAUUCACGCCAUGGCCUCCUUGCACAACCGUCUACCAGUGUACCAAAUUUCAUUACUUUUCAACAUACAGUUCUAUGGGCUCCCAUGGACUUCAAUGGUUGAAUAAAAAAAGAGGGUUAGGGUCAAAUAAGAAGGGAUACAAAUUCAAUGCUUGGCCCCCAAUAAACAACCUGAACACAUUUAACGUUUUUCCUCCUCAAUCCCACCCCUCCACUGUCUCUUCUUGUUCAGUGAGAGAAGUAGGCAGUAGCCUGUCCUCUCAGGGUUUUUGAUCGGGACUGAAGGAUGGUGUGGUGUCUGGGUCCGGCCCAGGCCCGCCAUUUGGUGGUGCCUGUCUUAUAUGGUAUGGUUAUUGAAAUGUUUUGAUGCCAAAUGACUGUUACUCGUGAUGCAAUUGUUUACUUCAGCCAAGACAUGUGGACUCUGCAAGCAAUUGUAGAUGAGAAAAUCUGUAGGGGUUGUUGUGUGUUUUUUUGCCUUAAAACCAUCAGAUGCCAAUAAAUCCUAAUACUGUUUAUUCAAAUAAUUUUUCAUUAUCGAUUACCCUCAGACAGUUGGUUCCUUAAGAAGUCCCUUUCAUUCUCCAAGGACUUAAUUUUUUCUUUUGCAUUCUCCAGCUUUAGCUUCCAGACAACGUUUUCUUGUUUGCUGCGCUUCAAAGAUGAAAUAGCUGUUGGAGCUACUGAAGAACCUGUAAUGACAUGUAAAGACAUCAACUAAUAACAUUCUGGUUUCUCUCGUCAUUAAUAGCACAUAAUCAAAAACAGUGACAGCAGGACAUAAAAUGGAAAUGUAAUGCAAUGUGACUACACAACCUUACCUUGAGCUGCUACUCUUUUAGUAGGCUGGUGUACUGUGUCUGACUCCAAGUCAGACCCAUCACUGCAGCACACUACAGCUUCAAGAGGAGAAAGAAAAGGCAAUUAGUAAUAGUGUUGGCAAAAGUAUACUCAAUAUAUGUAAUGGUUUUAGGUCAAAUAUGUCAAAUUGAGCUCCAGUUGUGGUCACACUUUAGCAGCAGCAUGUUAGACCAAAAAAAAACCUGCCUGUCUGCUACACCACUGUUUGGCUAACCUGACCUCUACCAGCAAUGCAGGUGUGGUAAAGCACAGAGGAAAAAUCCCCCAACAUAGGAGAUAACUGGGGGCUUCUCUUUCUGCUCUGGAACUCUUUAAUCCACUAUAUGUUUACACAUCACAAACGUAGGCAAUGUCCCAACAAAGUGUUAAAUGAAAGUUAGUAUUGUCACAUAACUUAUCAAAAUGAGAUCACAAGGCACCAUGGUGUGAUUUAUUUUGUCCAUAGUUGGAGGAACCAUGUCAAGUGCAUGAUGUGUUAAUGAUUAUUAACACAUCAUAAUCCCAUAAUAAGUAUAAUCUCAACUACAUGUCCAUUAAGCAAUUAUAUUUCAUACUUUUAUACAUUUCACAGUCAAUUGAAUCCGAGUAUAUAUUUUAAGUAUGCUUAACAUUUAAAAUAAAAUAAAAAUAAUUACCUGCUUCCUCUGCUGCAGUUUGACUACUGUGCUGUUCAGAUCUUUCCCGCUGACUCGAAUCUGAUGGCACUGUAACAUUUUGGAGUACAGAAAGCAUGGUUGGUGUAAGGGCCUCAAAACUGUAUGAAAGAUCUUGAUGAAUGCAUACAGAGUGACGUUUUGGUUAAUUUGAAAAUUGUAUGGAUACCUUAAAAUAUAUACAGUUAAUACUAUAGUUAAGAAAUAAGAGUUUUAUUCACUUUGGGCAAUGACAUUAUCCAUUGUCUUUAAUGUUAUAAUAUGUAAUAAUAAUAUGUAUGAUCAUAUGUCAUUUUGAUUAGAGAAAAAUCUUCAUCAACUCAUUUGUCAUCGUUCCACAAACCCAUUGUGUAUAAGACAUGUUUCAGAGAUUCAGUUGUUAACAUUACACAUACUGAAAGUAACUAUGGACUAAAGUGAAAAGAAAAAAACCCGGAGAAAAGUAUUACCGUAAUAGCACUAUAACAGUGCCAUUAGCAGCCUUCGAGUUUUCUAGUAGUUAAAAACAACUCCAAAAACGAUUCAAAGACAUGUGGUAACAUGUCUAACAGAAUAAUGUGGCUAAGAGAAUGACUUUACAAGUCCAAUUUCAAAGCUUGGACCACAUUUUCGUGGCAUAUCGCCUAAUUUAACAUUAGAUAAAUGGUUGAACCGUCGGUCUUUUGACCAGUUAAGAGUUAAUUUUUCGUGUUUGACAGAUAAUUUAUCUGCUUGCAACGUCGGCUAUCUAGCCAGCUAGCAAUCCAUUGGUUAGUGACAAGGUUAGCUAGCAAGGCCAAAAAAUACGUGAUAGAACAGACGUGGUACGAUGUCAAAUUAGCUCAUUUUAGGAAGCUAAGCAAUGUGACCGAAUUAUUAAACUCUCAAUUAAUAAUGAAAUAACUUUAAAGCAUGUACUUACAUUCUGCCAUGGCUUUCUCCACGCGUCCAAGAUCUCUUGUAGGCUGCCUUUUACGCUUGCUCUUCCUCUGAGCCUCCAUUGCCAAGUUCUUCUUAGUGAGACACGUGUAAGAACUGCGCAUGUGCAAGACGGUUUGAUGCAAAGUUAUCAUGACCCUGCACGCCAAAGUACUCAGUCUUAUUGAGGGAAGACAGACUUUAAAAAAUAAAUUAAAAUUGAUAAAAUGGCUCCAAAAGAAGAAGUUACUUCAAGCCAAAAGAAAAUGCAAACUCUGCAAAAAGAGGAUGAAACUGAAGGAAAACGCAAACGUUGACGGACUGCAGUGGCAGUGCCGACGUAAUAAACACAGAGGGAAAACGACGAGGAAGUCAGUCAGGUGCGGGUCACUGUUUGAGAGGAGCAAAUUGUCCCUAUUCAGCUGGAUGAAAUACAUUUAUAGGUUUUCCCAGGGGCUGCAGUUAAGGCAAAUUGAUAUGCUUCAGGAUGGUGUGGCAGGAAGCAGUCGGACGCUGUCAAAGAUGAGCUACAAAUUGAGAAAAGUAUGCCAGAGGGCAAUCAAGAGGAGAGAAAGAAGGGGAAAGCAGAGAAUUGGAAGAGGGAAUGAAUUUGUGAUGCUGGACGAAAGCAACUUCUACCACAAAAGGAAGUAUGGAAGGGGGAGAUUUGGAGCUACCUGGAGGAGGAGAAAAUGGGUCUUCGGAAUGCUGGGAAUCAAAGGAAGAAGGAGAAGACCCAUCCUCAGGCUGGUGACGAAAAGGUCAAGGCGCUACUUAAUUCCGCUGGUCACAAAAUACGUCCGUCAAGGGACCACAGUUCUCACGGACAGGUGGCGGGUCUACAUGACUGCACUGGCACAGAGUGGCUAUGUACAUUUUUCUGUAAACCACAGCCAGUCAUUCGUCAACCCAGUCACAGGAGCCCAUACCCAAAACAUUGAGCGGGCUUGGUCAGCCUACAAAUCCAAGGUGUGGAGACUGCGGGGAAACCGCACAGAGAGGACACUAAAGAGCCAUCUCUCAUUUAUCGAGUGGACUCAUUGGUUGGCGAAUGACCACAAAGACGGUCCCCUUGGCAGAUUGCUGCAUGACAUUCGCCACGAGCUCCAUCAAUAACAUUUCAUUGAGUUUUGUUGAUGUAGACAGCUCUUUUUCUUGUUUGGUUUUUUCAGUGUUCAUUGUUCUUGAGAAAUGCCUUGUUAAAAGUGCAGCCUUUAUUUUUGUUCCAUUUUAA